Ceratina calcarata is the source of this 1977-nucleotide messenger RNA. It is a transcript of the gene Lnpk, whose product is annotated as zinc-ribbon metal-binding protein lunapark. NCBI's taxonomy places the organism in Eukaryota, Metazoa, Arthropoda, Insecta, Hymenoptera, Apidae. Gene Ontology annotation, biological process: endoplasmic reticulum tubular network organization. The record is from RefSeq and is a predicted model, not a curated record. Gene Ontology annotation, cellular component: endoplasmic reticulum tubular network. Bases 1 to 849 code for a protein of 282 amino acids. The transcript has 6 exons.
AUGGGAAUGAUAUUGUCGAAAUUUCGUUCAAUUACUAGAGUUUCACCGUCUCCAAAUCUUACACCAGUUGGAUAUAGUAAAUUACAAGGUACAUCUCCAGCACUUCCUUCUGGGGAUCUGAGAAGACGUAUAGUACCAAGGCCGCCAGUAAAUGUCAUGAGGCAAAGUGCUACACCAAUUAAUACUAGCGUUGUGGCUGCAGGUACCCCCAGCCUCCAACAUAGUCCUUUCCAAGGUGUUGUCAGACCAAUGAACUCUCCUUUUAUGGGUCAAAGACCUCUACCACGUCCGAUAUUACCGCAGCAAAGAAGUUAUUUGGAUCGAUUAAUUGACGUUUUGGUCGGAGAUGGUCCAUCAAAUCGAUAUGCUCUAAUUUGUCGACAUUGUGAAUCUCACAAUGGAAUGGCUCUGAAGGAGGAGUUUGAGUAUUUUGGAUUCAGAUGUUGUUAUUGCAACUUUUGGAAUCCUGCAAGGAAACAGAAACCUUUUACUCCAAAAAUAGAUGUUUCUUACAAUAGUCAAUCUAUGACUAUUUCUGAGCAUGAAUCAUCUCCAAGUGAAGAACAUUUGGAGGAAGAUAGUCAAGAGAAGACAGCAACGCCGUCAGAUUCAGAUUCAGAUAUUGAAGUCGUUGAGCGACCAACAGGAUCAUCCGAGGAAACUGGAUGUGUGAAUGAAGAACCAGUCAUGGUUCCACAAGUUGAAGAAACACAUGUUGAGAAUGUCGAAGAGCCAGAUAAAGAAUCUGAAAAAGAAUCUAAAGAAUCAGCUGAAGAAUCUGAAAAAAAAGAGAUACACGAAUGCGAGGAAAGUGUUGAAAAAAUGGAUAUCGAUGAAUCCUUCUCUUAACAAAAAUCUAUUUUGAAGCUUUUUGUUACGAUGUGUAAUGCAAUUGAUAAUGGUAGUAUAUAGGGUUAUGGAAGUAUAGGAGGAACGUAAGUACUAUAUUACUCGAAAAAUCUGGAAUUUCAAGAAAUAUUGAUAUUUCACUAAUAGAUAGUAAUAUAGUAUUUACAGAAACUAUUGUAUUCUCAUACGUGAAUGAAGAAUCAUUCCAAAUUGUUCGUGUCUAAUUCUUGUUAAGAUUUUACAUCACUACAACCACAAAAAAAAAUAAUCACAAGUACUUAGAAUAUUGUGUACUAAUAUAUAUGCUGUACAAUCUCGUCUCUAAGUAUUUGUGAUUUUUUAUGCAACAAUAUGUAUAUAUAUUAAAUAAUCACAAGUACUUACCAUUAGACAGGAUAUUGUGCAUAGAAAUUGAAUUCCCUUAGGAGUAUGUGCUUUGUUGAGAUCUGUUAUAUAGGAAAUUAUGAAGUUUCAUUAACAUGUAUUAAAAACUUAUUUCUUUCAAGAAUUUUAAAUUAAUUAUCAAGCCGUAGAUAAUAAUAUAUCUCAUCACGCUUAUCACGUCAGUAGUGAACGUUAGUAUUUAACUGUCAUAACUUUUCCUUUUGAAAGUAAUUUAGUUUCUUUAUGCUUUAACAUUUUGUGUACCAAAUUAUGUCUAUUCUCGUAUUAAGUACAUGUUAUUUUGUGGACUUUAUAACUGAUUCAUGCUCGACCAUGAUAUUGGUACAUUAAGUACCUCUUUAUUAUUCUGUAUUGCAGAAAAUGUGGAUCCUUUUACAUCCAUAAUUUAUAUUAAGAAAUAGAGGUACAUAACAAGAAAGUAUUUAUUUUUUUCCAUUAAUCUAUUUCCUAACAAAAUUUUCUUAACUUAUUAAGUAUUAUAAUAACAAUGUGUUUUCUGUGUCCUACUAAUAUUUGCUAUUUGGAAAAUAGUGCAAAGUAAAAAACAUGUCUUUUAAAAUGUUUUUUAUUGUGAUGGUUAACAGAAUUCUUAUACUUCUAGGCGUGUUUAAUAAGGACAAUGUCUAAUAUAAAAUGUAAUGUAAUUUAAAAGUUGUCUUUAUACAAAACUGUUUGAAUGGUUGUUAAAAAAAAUAUACUUUUCAAUAAAAGCGUAUAUCGAAA